Tetrapisispora phaffii CBS 4417 is the source of this 483-nucleotide messenger RNA. It is a transcript of the gene MIX17, whose product is annotated as Mix17p. Gene Ontology annotation, biological process: mitochondrion organization. Gene Ontology annotation, cellular component: mitochondrion; nucleus. The transcript has a single exon. Lineage: Eukaryota; Fungi; Ascomycota; Saccharomycetes; Saccharomycetales; Saccharomycetaceae. Bases 1 to 483 code for a protein of 160 amino acids. The record is from RefSeq and is a predicted model, not a curated record.
AUGGCUCGUUCAAGAGGUUCAGGUUCAAGAGGUGGUUUUGGCUCCAGAUCAGGGUCUGCAGGUGGGUUUUCUGGUCAACAGACUAGGUCAGCCUCCACAAUGGCAGCUCCUACUAGAUCAAAUACAGCAUAUUCACAUCCUCCAGCGGCAUCGCCAGCUCAGGCACAAUCCCAAGGCACACAACCAGGGAUGUUCGCUCAAAUGGCCUCUACUGCAGCUGGUGUUGCUGUCGGUAGUGCUGUAGGUCACACCGUCGGUGCCGGUUUAACUGGUAUGUUCAGCGGUAGUGGUAGUGAACAAGCUCAAGCUCCUGCCCAGGCACAAGCUGUUGACUCAGCAACUUCAGCAGGUUCUGCUGGUAGUUGUGAUGUGGAUGCUAGAAAUUUCACUCGUUGUUUAGAAAGCAAUGAUGGUAAUAUGCAAAUUUGUGAUUAUUACCUUCAACAAUUGAAAGCAUGUCAAGAAGCCGCAAGACAGUAUUGA